AUGGCUGGCGACGUCGGGGCGGCCGGCGGCAGUGGCGUCGUCGGCACGUCGGUGCCCUUGGCUGCCAGACCUCAAGCCAACGUCGUGGGCACGAGCAGCGUGCCCUUAGGCUACAGGCUGGGCCGGCUCGACUGCAGCAGGAGACCGAAGCCCGCCAAACCGCUGAUCGGCUACGAUCCGAAGGAGGCAGCCCUGCACAUGGCCCUCGAGGACGAGAGGAAGGCCCAGCUGUACUUUUACGAGAUGCAGCAGGAGAAGCGCGAGCAAUGGAAGGCAAUCGAGGUCGAGAUCAAGAGACGGGUCCAGCUUGGCAUGGAGGCGUACGAGCAGGACCUGGAGGAGCGUCGGGACCAGUUGCGGGAGAUGUUGGUGCGCGAGGAGGCCGAGCUAACGCGCGAGCUCGUCGAGAAGUCCCGCAAGCUCGAGGAGGAGCGCGCGGCCGAGCUCGAGGCGAGGGCGGCCGAGGCGGCCGAGGAGGCCGAGGCCAAGCGGCUCGAGCUACUGCGCGAGAAGCAGCUCCAACGCUACGUCGAGCUUAACGAGGAACUCAAGGAGAGCCGGAGGCGUGCCUGGACCGUGGACGCGAAGCGCGUCAACCGCGUGCAAAUCGAGGAGGCGGAGCAGCGGCGCAGGCGGGAGCAGGAGGACGAGUCGUUCUGGCACGAGUUGGCUGAGCGGCGGGGUCGCGAGGAGGCCGCUGAGAUGGCGAGCACGGCGACCCGGCGCGCCGAGUUGGAGCGCGAGACGGCGCGGCAGCUGCGGGAGCAGAUGAGGGAGCGCGAGGAGCAGCGGAGGCAGUGCUCGGGCCCGCUGGAGUUCGGGAUGUUGAGGAUCGGCGAGCGCGAGGAGGUGGACGAGGAGGAGAGACGGGAGAAGAAGAGGCGGGCCAGGGAGGAGCUGGACCGGCAGCUGGGGCAGGCAAGGGAGAGCUUGCAGCGGAGGCGCGACGAGGAGAGGGCCCUCGCAGAGAUGGCCGCGAUCUUUGCCAAGGAGGAGCCCGAGCCGGGGGAGGCGAGGAGGAACAAGGAGGCCAGGCGCAGGGAGGCUCUAGCUUUCAUGGAGAGCAUGAGGGUGCGUUGCCUCUUGGACUUUGGUCCCGUCCACCGAAAUGACAUGUGUCCCUUUGCCCCCAAUUGGGGUCUAAUGAGUGCACGCGACAGGCAAAUAUGGAGUGGCUUCCGUGAGGCGGUCAGCUGCCGGGAGGCGGAAGCCGAGGAGUGUGCGCGUCGCCUGGCCACGGAAGCGGAGUUCAAGCGGCGCGAGGCCGCCCGCCAACACAGGGAGGAGAGGGCCAGGACGUGCAGGGAGACCAAGCUCGCUUGGGACCGCCAGAUCGAGGAGAAGCGCCAGCGACAGUUGCUGGAGCUCGAGGCCGACCGCGCCGAGCUUUCUACCGGCAAAAGUGUACCCACGAAGCAGGAGGAGAAGGCUCGGCGGCACAAGGCGGCUGUGGAGUACGGCCAGGAGCUGCUGGCCCAGCACGAGUGGAUCGAGGCUCGUCGGGCCCGCGAGCAGCGCGAAAUCGAAGAGACGGUCGAGCAACAGAAAGCCGAGCGCCAGCACGAGGAGGCUCGGAUGGCUCGGGAGCUGGAGCUACGUGAGGCCAGGCCCGUACCCUGUGGCGCUGUCUCGUAA
Messenger RNA from Copidosoma floridanum, 1635 nucleotides. RefSeq lists its product as uncharacterized. NCBI's taxonomy places the organism in Eukaryota, Metazoa, Arthropoda, Insecta, Hymenoptera, Encyrtidae. The record is from RefSeq and is a predicted model, not a curated record.